Molecule: messenger RNA, 1770 nt
Organism: Gigantopelta aegis
Lineage: Eukaryota; Metazoa; Mollusca; Gastropoda; Neomphalida; Peltospiridae
Product: sulfotransferase 1C2-like
Exons: 5
Coding region: 201-1109 (302 amino acids)
Biological process (GO): sulfation
Cellular component (GO): cytoplasm
Molecular function (GO): sulfotransferase activity
Source: RefSeq, a predicted model, not a curated record
UAAGUUAUGAUGUCAAUCAUCGUAAACCAUGAGUUAUGACGUCACGCGUAUGACGAAAUCGUCUAGCCCUCGGGUCAGACAGAUUUAUCUAGCCCUAGGGUCAGAAAUAUUUUUCUAGCACAGUGCAAAAGCUGGAUAACCCUGUCCAGUAGGCAAGAAAAUGAUGUCCAACACAGCUUAAUUAUUUUGUUUCAGGAAGAAUGGUAGAUAAAUCAGAAAUCAAGUCUGUGCAGACAAAGGUGACCCUAAAAAGCGGAAUGUCGUUCAACGUGGGAGAUACUGGAGAAAUGUGGCUUCCGUCGGCUCCAUUAAAGAAUUCUUACGCGGAACAAAUCCCUUUGAUAAGAAACAUGGAGAUUGCGGACACCGACAUAUUAUUAGCCGGUUAUCCCAAGGGAGGAUCCAACUGGAUGUUUCACAUCUUCAACAUGCUUCUAAACGGGUCGAGCGACUACUGCAACACGAGCAAACCUCUACACUUCCUGGAAACAAUCGACAUCCCAGGACUGGAGGUCCAAAAAAGUGGAAGAGUCCUAAACACGCACCUGCUGUUCCACCAGCUCCCCAAGCAGAUCAUAGAGAAGAAGAGACCCAUCAUCUACGUGCUGAGGAAUCCUAAAUCGGCCGUGGUGUCGCUGUAUCAUCACUUCAGAGAUUUCAAGCCAAUCGAAUUUGAAGGAUCCUGGCCCCAGACGUUAGAAUCUUUCAUCGAGGACAAGCUGUGGUAUGGCAAUUGGUUCGACUAUGUUUUGGACUGGGAGAAAGCGAUAGCAGAUAACCCCGAGUGUCCCAUAACUGUGCUGCAUUACGAAGAUCUGUUAAAGGAUCCAGCCGGAGAGAUCUACAAACUAUCAAAAACUAUCGGCGUCGAGAGGAGUGAACAGCUGUGUUCUCAGAUCGCCGAUUCUUGCGGACUGGACAGACUCAGAGUCCAUGGUGCAAAAGUCGAUGCUUUGAAAUCUCUCUGGAAGGAAGGAUCGGCAGGGUUUUAUAGAAAAGGCAAUGUAAAAGAUUGGCAGAACUGGUUUACUGUUGCGCAGAACCAGUGGUUUGAUGACGUGUACAGACAGAGAAUGGAAGGGUCCAAGCUUAAAUUCAGAUAUACAUGAACUCACGCGGUCUCGGAGGAACAUAAUCAAAUUCAUAUUAUGUUUGUUUGAUAUCCAAUAGGUUUUGUGUUUGGGUUCGUUCCUUCGUUCCUUCCUUCCUUCGUUUCUUCCUUCCUUCAUCCAUUUAUCAAUUCUAUUCUUUCAUUCAUUCAUUCAUUCAUUCAUUCUAUUUUCCGGUAUAGUAGCUCAACAACACGAAAAUAACCACAAUGUGAAAGUUCUCCGAUAUAAAAUCCUCGUAGUGGUUAAGCCAUCAGAUUUAAGGCUGGUAGAUACUGGGUUCGCAUCCCGGUAUUGGUUUCCGCCCAUCCAGAGCGUGUAUAACGAAUCAUUAGGGGCGGGACUUAGCUCAGUUGGUUGAGUGUUCAACUGAGGUGCUUGCCUCGGUGGAUCCAUUCAACUGAUUGAGUUUUUUCUCGUUCCAACCCGUGCACCACAAGUGGAUAAAGGCCGUGGUAUGUAUUUUCUUGUCUGUGGGAAAGUGCAUAUAAAAGAUCCCUUGCUACUAAUGGAAAACUGUAGCAGGUUUCCGUUCUAAGACACUGUUAGAUUUUAACAUGAUUGGUUAAUCAAUGUGCUCUAUUUUAUUUACGGUUAUAUGGCGUCGGACAUAUGGUUAAGGACGACACAGGUAUUGAGGGAGGAAACCUGCUGUCGCCAC